AUGGAAGCGACUACUUUAAAUACGAAUCAUCUCUCAAACCUACCGAAACUACGAAACAUUGAAAAUUGUCUUCUGGUUUGGCUCGACUCGAAUAUCAGUGAGUCGGAUGAUUAUUAUCGAAGUUCAAUCGAUGAACUACAACAUAUCGUUAACUUCGUAUAUUCUUUUUCGGAUGUCGAUCAAUGUGUUGAUUUUGUAACUGACAUCGAUUAUGAAAAAGUAUUUAUGAUUAUAUCCGAUUCAUUGGCUCAACAGAUGUUACCUGCUAUUGAAAAUGUGCCUCAAAUUGAGUCGAUUUAUAUCCUUGCUCACAAUGACGUGGAGAAUGAAAUUAUCAACAGAAAAUGGGCAAAAGUGAAGAAUACCUUCACUCAGUUCGAUGAAUUGUGCAAAUCUCUGAAACGAGACACUCGCUCUUGUGAAUAUAACAUUUCUUCGAUUAAAAUUCUACGUCCUGUUAAUUCACUUAAUCAAGAUUUGAAUGAAUUGGAUCAAUCAUUUAUGUAUUCACAACUUUUGAAAGAAGUUUUGCUUGAAACAAAUUACAACGAUGAUUCAAAGAGAAAACUCGUUGAAUUUUGUCGGCAUCACUAUCGUGAUAGUAUAUCACAGUUAAAAAUCAUCGAUGAAUUUGAUCGAGACUAUCACAAUCAUACACCGAUAUGGUGGUAUACACGGGAAUGUUUCACCUAUUAUAUGCUCAAUCGAGCUCUGCGAACUCAAGAUAUCGAAGUGAUUAUCAACAUGGGCUUUUUCUUACGAGAUGUUCACGAACAAAUUCGAAUGUUACAUGCAGAAACACCGAUUAAUUCUAUUCCCUCUAUAGUUUACCGAGGACAAGGAAUGAGCAAAACGGAAGCAAAAACACUUCGGGAAAAUCUUGAGGGUGGGUUGCUUGCUUUCAACAGUUUUCUAUCAACAAGCGUCAAUCGCGAACUAUCUGUGCUUUAUGCAGAAAGCGCCGCACAGAAUCCGGAUCUAGACGGAAUUCUAUUCCAAAUCAGUAUCGAUCCUACUAUCAAGGUAACGCCAUUUGCUGCAGUAAACAACUACAGCUAUUAUGGUAAUACGGAGGAUGAAAUACUGUUUUCAAUGCAUACGGUUUUUCGUAUUGAUGGGAUAAAACAGCUACAAAACGACAUAUCUCUGGUCGACUUAACGUUAACGACCGACGAUGAUCCACAACUUCGUAUUUUAACAGAUCAUCUAAGACAAGAGAAUUCUGGAACUCGAAAAGGGAUUCGUCUGGCUCAGCUGUUAUUCAAAAUGGGGAAGUUCGACGAAGCUGAAGAGAUCUAUCAGACAGAGCGUAAACUGGCAUCGGAUAGUAAUGUUGAACACUUGGUUCAAGUUUAUGACAACCUUGGCAACGUCCAAAGAUCCCGGGGUGAUUAUAAUACCGCUCUUUCAUACUUUGAAAAGGCACUUGAAUUAGUACAACAAAACUUUUCCAUAGAAAAACGCAUCGUUAUUUCUUUAUAUAUCAAUGUUGGCUUGUUGAAACAAACCAUGCAAGAUUAUUCAGGCGCCCUGAUGUGCUACCAGGAAGCACGAGAUAUUUGUGAAGUAUAUUUUCCAUCUACUUAUAGUUUACUAGCUAGUAUUUAUCAUAAUCUUGGGUAUCUGUACUCUGAUAUGCACGAAUACUCAACGGCACUUUCAUUUUAUGAAAAAUCAUUAGAAAUGAGUGAAACAUUUCUUCCUGGAAAUCAUUUAGAUAUGUCGAUUACAUAUAAUGGUAUGGGUGAAAUAUAUAGGCGUCAGGGACAAUAUUCAACUGCGAUCUCGUAUUUUGAAAAAGUGAUAAAAAUUCGAGAAAAAACUCUUCUUCCAGGUCAUAUAGCUAUAGCUACUGCGUAUAAUAGUAUGGGUGUUUUAUACCAAAACACGAAAGAUUAUCCAACUGCGCUCUCGUUUUUGCAAAAGGCGCUGCGCUUCUGGGAGGAAAGUCCCUAUGUGUCCCAUACAAACUUCGCUGGAACAUAUCUCAACAUUGGUUCGCUAUAUAAAGAAAUGAAAGAUUACUCAAAUGCUCUUGUGUACUGCCAAAAAGCGUACGAUAUAUAUCAGAAGUCUCUUCCUCCACAUCACGCUUAUUUCGCUAUUGCACACAAAGAAAUUGCUUCCGUGCAUUAUAGAAUGAAAAAUUAUGCCAACGCACUCCCGCAUUAUGUGGCAACAUUGGACAUUGCUCAAACAAUUUCCAUAUAUGAAGAUGACCAAUACAUUGAUAUUUAUAUUUCCCUUGCUACCAUAUAUAGGAAUAUGAAAGAUUAUAAAAAUGCGCUCAUAUUUCAUCAAAAGACUCUCGAGUUCGUAAAGAAGGUUAGUCCAGGCGAUCAUUUUCUGAUCGCAGACGUCUUGAAAAAUACCGGCGAAGCACAACGUCUAUUAGGAAACUACGAUGAUGCUAUAUCAUCUUUUGAACAAGCUCUCGUGAUGCUUUUGAAAUGGCUUAAACCAACUUAUCCAUCAAUAGCAUUCAUCUACAAACGGAUUGGAAUGAUAUAUAAUACAAAACAGGACUUCUUAAAUGCACUAUCGUACUUCCAUCAAGCAUUGGAUGUUGAAGAAAAGUCUGUGCCACUUGAUGAGGCAAAUCUAAGCGCUACCUAUGACAACCUUGCGAGUGUUUACGCAAGUCUAAAUGACUACUCGACGGCAACAUCUUAUUUGCAACAAGCGUUAGUCAUUGAGGAAAAAAGGGUUCCGCAAGACGGUUGUUCCUUAUUUCAUGUUUACAAUAAUAUGGGUUCGAUAUAUAGCCGUACGGGGGACUAUUUCAUGGCAAUCUUAUUUAUGAAAAAAGCGUUAGCAAUUUGCGAAAAAACAAUGCCAGAAGACGAUCAUAAACUAAACUUAAUCCACGCACAACUUAGCUUUGUUUAUAGACGUAUGGGGUGUGAUGAAAUGGCCUUAUUCUACGCACAGCGUAUCGAGAACUUCGAUUUUACUCGUUUGACCAAAUAUUCAGACUCUUUAUAG
This is a messenger RNA of Adineta ricciae, 2985 nucleotides long. The record is from the annotation of a GenBank genome assembly. Lineage: Eukaryota; Metazoa; Rotifera; Eurotatoria; Adinetida; Adinetidae.